AUGAUGAAAAAAAUAGUCUUCUGUUGGCUCUUUUAUUUAGAAAUUUUCCGUAUUUUAGGAGCUUUUUGUUAUUCUGAAGAGGAUUUCUCUUUGAAUCUUGAAAAUAGGGAUAUUUUGCUCGAAAUUGGGGAUGAAAACCGAUCAUUUAUGCCGAUGCUAGAAACGUUGAGUUUAUUGGCAAGAAAGCCCUCUUGUUUCCGGUCAGCCGCCUCGUCUCUGAUUUCUUUAUGCAAAGAAUUAGAUUCUGACCUUCACGAGGCAGAAAAAUCAGCGUUUGCAGUUAAAUUGACGCUUUGUGAGUUAGGAACAGCACACGCAGAAGUACCGGCAGCAUGCCACCAAGAAAGUCUUGAAAAAUGUGUUAAGGAGCUUGAGACACGUCCUCAGUGGUGGACGAGUUAUUCUGGAUAUUUUAGAGAUGUUACGCGCAUGUGUUAUGUUGCUCGAACGGAGGUGGAGAAAGAUCAAUUGCUUGCUUUACAUCGAAACCUGACAUAUGCUCAAAUGACUAUGCUUCGUAAUUUGAGGAGAGAAAUGGAUGAUAUUGAUCUGAGGAUGUAUGAUAAGUAUAAGUUCGAACAUAUGUGGCAAGAUUUUCAAGAAGAUAUGGAGCGCAAUAUGUUGAUAAUGCGAAAUGAAAUUAAAGAAAUGGAAAAAAAAAUGAAUUUUUUAUUAUCGAUGUUUACGGACUCAAUUAAUGUAUCUAUUGAAGAUGUUAACAAGAAAUUGUAUAGAGUUACUACAGAUUUGGAUAAAGUUGUCGAAAAAGUUGAAGAAGCGGGUUCUCACUUGGAGAAGGAAAUAAAAGAUAUUGGUUUAUCUUCCCGUGAAAUGUGGAGUACAGCAGGGGAAACUGUUUUAGAUAGUUUCGAAUCGAUAAAAAAGAUGAAUAAUGAUCUAUCAAAUAUUCAGCGCAAUAAUCUAGACUCGAUUGUUAAUCUUUUGAAUAAAAUAUUUAUAUCUUUGGAUUUCUCUUUUGGAUCUAUUGAAGGUCUUUCUCGACAAAUAUUAUCUACAUCUACGGUUGCUGAAACUUUUUCAAAAACAUUGAAAAAUUUAACACAUUUAUACAAUGAUUUGUUUUCAUCUAUGUCUUCUAUUGAGGCUUUGCAAUCAAAAAUUGGGAAUGGGUCUCUCUCAACCAUUAGGUCUAUGUCUGCUUUGGUAAAUGAAACAAUGGAUAGUUUAUUAGAUCAAAUACAACAACUUAAAGAUACCACAAAAAAUGCUCAAAACCAUAUAUAUUCUUGGAUAUUUUCGAAAAUACCUUAUGCGCUUAUGUGUUUCUUUAUUUUUUUUUCCCCGAUGUAUAAAUCUAUAGGGAUAUCUUUAGUUUUUUUAUAUUAUUUUUGGAGAAAGUUAAUUACAUCUAUCGAACAUUGGAAUAUUUUGAAUUUAUCAUAUUGGCCAUAUACAAUUUUGAAUAUUUAUAGAAAUAUUAUUUGUUUUUUAGUUUUUUUUGCUUCUGCUUCUUUUUUUGUAUAUUUUCUUAAAAAAUAUAGGAAAUUUACCCAAUAUUCAAUACCCUCUUUUUAUAAAGUUUAUCAGGAAUUAUUUAAAAUUAAUCAAAAUCCAAGUUGGCAACGUCUUUCUGCAGCUAAAAAAACAAAUAGAAUUUCACGUAUUUUUUAA
Molecule: messenger RNA, 1632 nt
Organism: Pneumocystis murina B123
Lineage: Eukaryota; Fungi; Ascomycota; Pneumocystomycetes; Pneumocystales; Pneumocystaceae
Exons: 11
Coding region: 1-1632 (543 amino acids)
Biological process (GO): nuclear membrane fusion involved in karyogamy; karyogamy involved in conjugation with cellular fusion
Cellular component (GO): endoplasmic reticulum membrane
Source: RefSeq, a predicted model, not a curated record